AUGAGAGUUGGUAAAAUCGGCCUACUGAUUGCUACGUUGAUUUUCAACGCAGGGAUCUCAAAUGCAGACAUCGGUAACGAACUUGAAAAACGUAAUUAUUGUCCUACACAAGUUUCAUCAUGUUCUCUCACGCCAUAUAAUCAUGGUUACCCCGCAGCUUCCGUUUCUUGGGGAAACACUGUCACUGAUCUAGGAAAUGGUAUUUAUGAGGGUACAAUGAACUUUCAAGGUAAAGACUGUUCUCAGUUUGAUAACACCAAUGAAAUCAAGAUUGAUGGUGGUGCUGCGACAGUGGUUGUCUACUCUUACAACAACCCUUCCAAUGGAGGUAAAUCAAUCAAUGGUUGUUCUUGGAGUGCAAAAUUCACAUUCACUUCGAGACAGGAUGCUUCUGGCCAACAAUGUAUGAAGGACGGUAUGCAGAUUCAGUAUGACUUUGCUGAUGGUAAGAACUCUUUUGACUACUCCUUCGGUUGCGGCUCAGGAGGUCAAUUUGAUUUGCCUGAAAUGUGUUGGAGCGCGAAUUGUGGAAACCCACCCACAAACACCCCAACUACUACAACAUCUCCAAAUAAACCAACCACGACAACUACUCCAAAUCAACCAACGACUACGGCCAGCUCUUGUGUUCCACAAUAUGGUAACUGUGUGAGCGGAGUCUGUUGUGAGGGUUACUCAUGCAGUUCUGCCAACCCAUACUACUCUCAAUGUGUGCAGGGAACAACAUCACUACGACACUUCUUCAUCGA
Pichia membranifaciens NRRL Y-2026 is the source of this 749-nucleotide messenger RNA. RefSeq lists its product as hypothetical. The record is from RefSeq and is a predicted model, not a curated record. The transcript has a single exon. Lineage: Eukaryota; Fungi; Ascomycota; Pichiomycetes; Pichiales; Pichiaceae. The annotation marks the transcript as partial.